Arachis stenosperma is the source of this 780-nucleotide messenger RNA. RefSeq names its product F-box protein At5g07610-like. Bases 1 to 780 code for a protein of 259 amino acids. The record is from RefSeq and is a predicted model, not a curated record. The transcript has a single exon. NCBI's taxonomy places the organism in Eukaryota, Viridiplantae, Streptophyta, Magnoliopsida, Fabales, Fabaceae. Gene Ontology annotation, molecular function: protein binding.
AUGAGCAGAAUAAAAGUAUCAAAAUCACCAUCUUCACCAGAAAAAAUCGAAGAGAACGAGGAUUUGUUGACUGAAAUCCUCCUGCACCUUGGCGCCAAAACGUUAAUCAGAUUCAAAUGCGUCUCCAAACGAUGGUCCACAAUCAUCUCCUCCACUUAUUUCUGCCACCGCCAUGUCUUCCGCCACGCCAACAUCACCAAGGUCUCUAGCAUUUUCUUGGAAUCCGGAGAAGAUGAUGAUAACAAAAACCGUUACUUCAAUAACCAUAACGAUAUCAAGCCGUUAUCCUUAGAGAACGGAAGUCACGGCUCAUCAUCUCCCUUCGACUCCAUCGAAAUCCACCCGAAGGACCUUGCCUACAUUGUGCAAUCAUGCAAUGGCCUCUUGCUUUGCAGAAUAUUACACCACCACAAAAAUCGAGCAUUCUUACCAAUAGAAUCGUUCUUUGUCUGUAACCCAACCACUGAAUGCUUCAACUUCCUCCCCGAUCCCUACAAGGCUCUUGACACCGAUAGCCACGAAUCAUCGCCAUGGUUGUAUAUGAACUUCGCUUUUGAUCCCUCAACUUCGUCGUCUGCGUACGUUGCUAUCUGCGUAUGGAAAUUUAAAGCAGUUAAAAAUUCAAGCCGCUCGCGCUUUGAAACAAUGGUAUACUCUUCGACUGAUGAAGCCGAGCCUGGUUCUUGGAGGCCGUGUGGGUCCCUCUCAUGGCUCCAGCCAAGUUCGAAAUUCAUAACGGAGUUUACUUCAACGGUUCAGUGCACUGGAUGGCUUCGUUGA